UAACUGGUGUACACUCUAUCAAGUUAACCUUUUGAGAAGGUAAUGACACAAGGGUAGAGGCUACCUUGAACCCAUAAUUUAAAGGAACCCAUUUUUUAUUCAAGCCCGAUCCAAACCAUUGAACUCGCAGUUUUAACAGAACCCUGCAUAUUUUUUUCCAUGUUGGCGGGAAGUACGACAACCCUUGAAACUUUGUCGGUGUAAAUUGAUAAAAAAUUUGAUGCGCACAAAGUGUUUGCAUUUAUGUUACAGCCAUAAGCCAAGACCCAAAGCUAGCUCUUUUAAUCAUUCCCCAAUCUCUCAUUUGAUACAAUGGCAAUGUGUUUUAAACAGUUCUCGCCUGGUAAAAACUUGUUUAGCCUCUUGAACCAACAGGUUCGAUCCUUUGCACGUGAUCCAUUCCCCAACAAACUCACCCAUUACCUUCAUCGAGCCAAACUCAUUGACUCUAUCCGACUCGCUCUUCGUUCCGACUCUCCUAACUCGCUCAAUCCUCUUCUCCAAACUCGCCUUCUUGAUUCCUUCGUUGUCACUAACGCUCUUCGUUCUGCUCCUUCAGCAGACUCUGCUGUUUCGCUUAUUGAAAACCUUGAGCAAGUUCCAAACUUCGACCAUUCCCAGAAUACCAUUUUUGCUUUUGCAACUGUUCUUGCAAAGUUCAAGCGAAAGGAUGAACUUAAAGCGUUGAUUGUUGACAUUAAAGGUGGAAAAUUUAACCAUGUUAAAGUCAGUUUUAUGAACCUUUUGUUUUGGUAUGCUACUGUUGGGGACCUUGAAGAAGUUUUAAGUACAUGGGAAGAGUAUCGGAGUGAGGAAAAUCGACUAUCGACAGAGGCUCAUAACAUUCUCAUGGGGCUUUAUGCUCAAAAGGGUAUGAAUUUGGAGGCUGUGGAGGCUUUUCGGGGUAUGAUUGAUGAAGGUGUGAUUCCAAAUUCAAGGACUUACACAAUUUUAAUAGAGCAUCUUGUGAGGUUAGAGAAGUUGGAUGCAGCUAUGGAAGUGUUUAGUGUGUUGCCUUUAAUUAGAAUCAAGAGGACUUUAAAACAGUAUUCAGUUUUAAUUGAAGGGUUUGUUGGUGGAGAACAGUUUGAUGUGGUGAAACGUUUGCUUAAGGAAAUGAAAGAGGAUGGGAAGUUACCUGGACGAGCAAUGCGUGUGUAUUUAGAACGAAUGAAAGAGGCGGGAUGUGUUGAUGAGACUGAUGAGUUUCUUGUAGAAAUGUUGCCUGACGGAAGGAUCAAGAGCAUAGGUUCUUGUGAGGAUAGUAGUGAUGAGGAUGAGAAUGAGGAUGAUGAUAUGAACGAAGGAGUUGAUGUUCAUAAGGUUGAGUUGAAACCAUGGUUAGAUCCAAAAGCUUUGGCAAAUGCCUUAAAAGAAUGGGUGCCUGAAGUGGUAGCUGUACUAGAGGAUGCUAAAUUUGUGUGGACUAGUAGGUUGGUUUGCAAAGUUCUUAGGAAUUUCAGUUCAGCUGAGACAGCUUGGAAUUUCUUCUGUUGGGUCGCUUCUCAGCCAGGAUUCACUCAUGAUAUCUACACAGUGCAAAGAAUGAUGACCCUACUGGCACGUCAUGGAAAUGUUGAAUUGGUCAAUAAACUUAUAAACAAAGUACGGAGGGAGGGAAUGAGAUUGCCUUUCAGCACCAUCAGGUUGCUUAUUGAAUUCUAUGGCAUUUCAAAGAAUGCUGAUGCUGCCUUGAAGGUCUUCCAUGAUGAUAGAACACUCUGUGGUCCCAUAUCAAAGUUCAAUCUAAUGCUUUUGUAUUCUUCUCUCUUGAGGGCAUUAACAAAGUGUCAGAGAAAUUCCGAUGCCCUGGAUGUACUUGAUGAGAUGAUUUUAAAUGGUAUUUGCCCAGAUAUUCAGACAUUUUCUGGGUUGCUAUAUCACUUUGCACUACAGGGCAAUAUCAAAACUGUCCAGCAACUAUUUUCGAUGGUUAGGCAGAGUGGCUUGGAACCAGAUGCCUAUAUGUAUAAGUUGCUAAUCCAAGCUUAUUGCAAGUGUCAGAGAGCUGCACUUGCAUGGAGAGUUUUUGAAGACAUGAGGAAUUCAAAUCUAAUGCCUGAUUCUGCCACAAAAGACUUGCUUGUGAAGAGUCUUUGGCAAGAAGGCAGGCGAAAAGAGGCUGUUACUGUAGAAGAGAGGUAUGAGGAUAAUGAUGGAAUCCUUCCACUGGCAUUACGUGGUCAUGUAUGGACAGUUAGCUCUGAAGAUCUCACUAGAGUUUAUAGUAUUUAUUCUAACAGUGUUACAGCCACUACAUAGAGUUGAAUAAUUAUCUUCUACAAAGCAAAGCAUUUAGCAGCAUGGUCUUAUUGGGUUGCCAACCCCUACCCCACCAUUUUUUUUUUACUUCCUGCAGGCAGGAAACUGCAUUAGUGCUUUUUUAUCUUUUGGUGUAUCUGGGUUGCAAACCUGUUGGAACAGAUUAUCAAAUGAAAUUUGACAGAUAAAACUGGCUCAGCAAA
This is a messenger RNA of Theobroma cacao (cacao), 2465 nucleotides long. RefSeq names its product Tetratricopeptide repeat (TPR)-like superfamily protein. The record is from RefSeq and is a predicted model, not a curated record. NCBI's taxonomy places the organism in Eukaryota, Viridiplantae, Streptophyta, Magnoliopsida, Malvales, Malvaceae. Gene Ontology annotation, molecular function: protein binding.